Parathielavia appendiculata is the source of this 4887-nucleotide messenger RNA. Its product is annotated as DNA/RNA polymerase. Lineage: Eukaryota; Fungi; Ascomycota; Sordariomycetes; Sordariales; Chaetomiaceae. The record is from RefSeq and is a predicted model, not a curated record. The transcript has a single exon. Bases 311 to 4573 code for a protein of 1420 amino acids. Gene Ontology annotation, cellular component: mitochondrial DNA-directed RNA polymerase complex. Gene Ontology annotation, molecular function: mitochondrial promoter sequence-specific DNA binding; DNA-directed RNA polymerase activity. Gene Ontology annotation, biological process: mitochondrial transcription.
UCUGAAACCUUUUGGCCGAAGUUUCGUACAGGCGACUGUCUAUCUUUGCCAUCUUCUUUCACGGCGAAUGUACUGUCCUCCGUCCCUGGCGAGGUGACAGCAGCUUUCUUUCUAUACCAGAGUCGCCGAUUCUCUUUUCCUGUUUUAGUACCAUUAUUAUUUCUGUUUAAUGAAUUGAUCACCAUCCUCGUCUGGCUCAGCAGAUUCCGUUCCCUUCUGUUGAAGCCCGCUCUCCCUCAUCGUACAAACCCUCGAAGCGACGAGUCGACGAGUACUUCACAGCCCCCUCCUCCUCUCCCUGCUCCUCACAAUGCUCGUCCGACCGGGCGCCACGCGACAACCACUUCCCAUGCGACAUCUCUUCUCGUCGUCCAACCCGCUCCGACUUUCGUCGAGAUGCUGCGCCAACCUUCCCCGGCCUGUCACCGAGAGCCGGCGGGUUCUCACGACCGGAAUCGAUUCACGUCCGUGGAAGAAGAAGUCAUUUCGCGCGCUGGCUGGCUUUGAGCGCAAUCUCGCAACGGCACUUGAAGAGCACCGCCCGUUCGGCGACGAUGUCCCGUUCCAAGGCCUCCCCAGUCACAUGGCCUCCCCGUACCAGGCCCAGGAAUCACAGCCACCACUUCACGCGCUGAGGCCAUUUAACGCCUACGACGAUCCAUUGAUCCUUGGCGAACAAAAAGCAUAUCCGCCCAGGCUACGCAUCAACCAGCUCGGAAUUCCUGGGGAUCUCGAUGAGAUGCUGUCACUAUUUCAGGCUUGUGUGCAGGUUAACAGACUGGAUCGCGCCGCCCUGGUUCUAAAGCGAUUCGAAAAACUACAGACCCUGGAGUCUCACCAAGCCAUGGAACUACACAAUCAGUAUCUGCAAGGACGGGUCGCUCAGCUCGAGGCAGAGCCAGAGAGUAAGAAGGCCGAAGAAGUUCACAAAUGGUUCGAACUGCACAUCCGGGAACGACUGCCGAUUACCCCCAUCACAAUCGCUUACAUGCUCAAGACGACCCUGCUUACCUCGACCGGCAAGAAGCUGAAAGCCCGGGUCGACCGCUACAUGAGCAUGAUGCCCCAGCAGAGUGCCACGGAGCCAUUGGACCUGGGAGAGGUCCUCACAAGUGAAGACUUGUCGACAAUUGCUGAAAUCUGUCCGACCUAUUACGUGCCGGAAACCGACUUUGGUGCCGUUGAUGCCGAGGCUGCUGCCAACGAGGGUGACACCUUCCCCUCGGAUUCUAGCGAUCGAAGUAUGCAGAAGGACACCCCGACCGGCGUGCCCGAAGUCCGCGGCACACCCCAGAAGGGCAUGGGGCUCAAGUCACUCAAGACAACACUUUCGCUGUUCUCCGAGCUCCCGGAAGGCCUGGACAUCGCAGCGCUCCCUCCUGCGCAACGGCACGAGGUGCAAGCCAAGUUGGAGCGGGACUGCGUGGAGGCUGCGAUUGCCCGGUGGCGAGAUGAAAACGAAAGCUUGAUGAAGAUGGGGCUCAAUAGCCAGCUUUCAACCCCGUCGCUCAAUUCGAAGCUUUAUGACUGGCAACAGGCGCUAGAGGCGCGGCUCGCCCAAGAGCAAGCCAAGGUCGAGGCGUCUGAAAAGGCGCCAAGAAAGUCCCUAGAAGACCUGGAUCGAUGUUUGUACGGACCCCAUCUGUUGCAGUCACCACCGAACCGUCUCGCUGCCGUCACCAUCCUCUCCGCCCUCAGCAUUCUCGCCAUGCACGGUGCCGACAAAGGUGUUCCGGUCGCUACCAUGGUUCAGCAGCUGGCCAAGAUCGCCGAAGAGGACAUUCGCGCACAGAGCCUUGCGAACAGCCUACCCAACGCAAAAUCGAGAGCCCGCAAACAGCAGAACGCUCGGCACCUGAUGCGCGUCAAUGACUCUGCGUCAAAACAAUCGCCAGAGACGUCAACCACAACCAGCACAAGCACAGCAGCAAACCCUGCGCUGGACAGCCAAUACUCGUCCUUAGAAGCCCGCUGGCCGCUGGCGAUUAAGGCGAAGGUCGGCGCCGUGUUGCUUGGGGCAUUGCUUGACACUGCCAAAGUUGUUGUCUACCGGGAGCAUCCAGACACGAAAGAAAGGGUGGCACAGGCGCAGCCAGCUUUCACGCGUAACGUGCAGUUCAAGAAAGGAAGGAGAGUGGGCAUGAUUCAGCCGAACCGUACGCUGGUGGAGCUGAUGAAGCGGGAGCCGAGAGGGGAGGCUUUGGCUCGCCAUCUGCCCAUGCUCGUUGAGCCCGUGCCGUGGUCCAAGUUCGACAAGGGUGGCUUCCUCAGCACGCCCAGCAAUCUCAUCCGCCUGAAGAACCACGAAAAGGACCAGCGCAUAUAUGCUGAAGCUGCCAUCGAACGGGGGGACAUGGAACAGAUGAUGAAGGGUCUUGAUGUGCUCGGCAAAACAGCUUGGAGGAUCAACCGCCCUGUUUUCGACGUGAUGCUGGAGGCAUGGAACACGGGAGAGGAGUUCGCGAAUUUGCCAGCGUUAGACCCUAAGAUCCCAAUUCCCCCCGAGCCAGAUUCGACCGACGACCCGAUGAAGAAGCGGCUGUGGCUGAGGGCCGUCAAAGUGGCUGAGAACGAAAAGUCGGGGCUGCACUCUGUCAGGUGCUUCAUGAAUUUUCAGCUGGAGAUCGCCAGGGCUUUCCGUGAUCAGACCUUCUACUUCCCUCACAAUCUCGACUUCCGCGGGCGCGCAUACCCCCUGCCGACCUACCUGAACCACAUGGGCGCCGACCAUAUGCGCGGCUUGUUGAUCUUCGCCAAGGGUAGACCUCUUGGAAAGUCUGGCCUGAGUUGGCUCAAGGUCCACCUCUCCAAUGUGUUUGGGUUUGAUAAGGCUAGCCUUCAGGAGCGCGAAGACUUCGCCACCAAGAACUUGGAAAAUAUCUUCGACUCGGCUGAUAACCCGCUCACCGGGAACCGGUGGUGGCUGCGGGCCGAAGACCCGUGGCAGUGUCUUGCCACAUGCUUCGAGCUGAAGGCCGCCCUCUCAUCUCCGAAUCCCGCUGCAUUUGUCUCCCACCUGCCGGUUCACCAGGAUGGCACCUGCAAUGGGUUGCAGCACUACGCUGCUCUUGGCGGUGACACCUGGGGCGCGCAGCAAGUGAAUCUCCUGCCCGGAGAGCGCCCUUCGGACGUUUACUCUGCCGUUGCCCAGCUGGUUCAGGAACACGUCCGCAAGGAUAUCGAGAACGGCAACGACUUCGCUCGGGCCAUAGAUGGCAAGAUCACCAGAAAGGUUGUCAAGCAGACAGUCAUGACCAAUGUCUAUGGUGUCACAUUCGUCGGCGCGAAGAAGCAGGUUCACAAGCAGCUCGAUUCGCUGUAUCCGGACAUGGAAAAGGAAACGGGCGUCAGCUCCACCGUGCUCGCGUCGUACAUUGCAUCUAAGAUUUUCGUAGCGCUGUCGACGAUGUUCCGCGGCGCCCACGACAUUCAGCAUUGGCUCGGCGAGAUUGGCAGCCGUGUGUGCCGGGCCAUGACGCCGGAACAGCUGGAUCGGCUUGCCGAGGCUUCCGGCGAGGUCGUGGUUAAGAAGAAGGUUCCGAAAGGAGGCGAGGAGGAGUUUGCCGCGCAAUUCCGAAAUACGCUCGUCUGGACAACACCUCUGCGGAUGCCCGUGGUCCAACCGUACAGGAAGAGCAGCACCAGGCUGAUCUCGACCUGUCUCCAAAACCUGGCAUUGACGACCUCAGACCGGGACGACCCCGUGAACCGGAGGAAGCAGCUGCAGGCGUUCCCACCCAACUUCAUCCACUCACUCGACGCGAGCCACAUGAUGCUCUCGGCCCUGGAAUGCCACGAGAUCGGCCUCACCUUUGCCGCCGUCCACGACUCGUUCUGGACGCAUGCCGCCGACGUGGAUGCCAUGAACGCCGUGAUCCGGAACUCGUUUAUCCGGAUUCACCAGGAGGAUGUCAUUGGCCGGCUCAAGUCUGAGUUUGAAGCGCGGUACCGUGGAUCGAUCUACCGGGCCAAACUGGACGCCACCACCCACGUGGGAAAGAAGAUUCUAGAGCACCGGAAAAAGCACCGCUUGACCAUCAAAGAAGAGCUGCUGCAGGAGAGACGCCGGCAGGUGCUUCUCCGCUCCAUUGAUCCCGAGGAGGUCAGGCAAGGGAGGGAGAUGGUGACGCCGGCCAGCAUUUUCGAAGCGCUCGCCACGCCCGACAUGGUGGCGAGUGAUGUCGAUGCGGAAGACCUGGUGGCGUCGGCAGAGGAAGAGGACGGGGAUUUGGACGCUGCCGCUACCGAUUCCGAUGGCGAUAUCGAGGAGGCCCUGGAGGCGGCUGAAAGCGCUGAUGCCGAGGUUGACGCAGCAUCGCCAGACCUGACAAAGUCCGAUGACGAGCAGAGGCACAAGAGGUUCCUGGAAAAAGCCGAGAGCUUCGGGGUAGCGCUCGCCGAGAACGCCGGCACCAAUUACUUUGCCCAGUCGAUGCACGGGGAUCUUGAGAAGCCGACCAAGAAGCGGAUGGCGCAGAUCUCGCUGUGGCUGCCGCUCACGUUCCCUGAGAUCCCCGAAAAAGGGAACCUGGACGUGACUAAGCUCAAGGAGAGUAAGUACUUCUUUUCUUGAGCGCGCGGUCCAGUCGUAGCGGCGGAGGGGCUUGUCGUCUCGAUUGUACCAUCAGAAAAGUGCUUUCUUUCCCUGUUUGCGUUUUGUGGCGUUGACUCGUUAAUGGCAUGGUUGGCAUGGCGUUUUGCGAUAAGAGGCGGUUUUUCUUGAGCGGAAAUGUAUGUGCCUGUGUAUAUUGGACGUUACACGUGAAGGCGAGGUUGGUUCAUGGCGUUGUAUUUUACAUGCCUGCUGUAAAUGUGGGUGUUCUCUGCCUCUAGAUUUCUUGUAUAGUACGAAUGGAACAGAGAAUUGAAGGCUUGAUUUGGUGUGUA